Messenger RNA from Theileria equi strain WA, 1965 nucleotides. Its product is annotated as serine esterase family member protein. The transcript has 6 exons. NCBI's taxonomy places the organism in Eukaryota, Apicomplexa, Aconoidasida, Piroplasmida, Theileriidae. The record is from RefSeq and is a predicted model, not a curated record. Bases 1 to 1965 code for a protein of 654 amino acids.
AUGUCCACAAAACAUUCAGGAGUGAGUGAAUACGUUCAAGUUAUAUUUGACAAGUGGUAUAUGCAAAUACAGCUGGAUACAGUUGUGCAUGCAUAUAUACUUGGAUUUGAUUUUAAGACUCUCACCUAUGACAGCAUUGAUGAGCCUGAAGAUUAUAUGUAUUGGAACAAAAUGCUCAAAUCUUGCAACAACAAGAAUGUCCAUACGUGGUUUAAUGGCUAUGACUUUAACAAGGUAGACAAAACGUGCAAGGAAAAUAAAGGAAAUGGAUUGCCAAAGAUAUUCUCACUACCCGUUUCAGAAUUUGUAUAUUCCCUUUUGGAACACUACUCCAAGCAGAAGUCUGACCUUGUCGAUUCAAAUGGAGAGUCUUCCCCCUGUGAUUUUAAUAAGACUACCUCAGUCUCACUUGAUUCUCCUGCUAAAAACUGUGCUGGAAUACGCUUGGUAUACUUUUUAUAUGCCAAAAUUUUGGCGGAAAACUGUCAUAAAAUCUCCAAGAUGAUUCUGAACAGGGAUCGAAAGGAUGUUUCACAUUCUAUUAAAGCUCCAUCCACUGGUCUAGAUAUCGAAGAUUUAUUCCUAUUUGAUAAACCAGGAGUUAUAGAAAUUGCAGAUGGUCUUUCUGUGGUAUCAUCUGAGGAGAUAGGAAGUGUUACAUUUUCAUUUCAAAAUCUAGAUGCAGAAAUAUGCAGACUCAUGGAAAGCGUAGCAGAAAAUCUAGGGAUAGUAUCUUCAUAUGACAACCAUCUUCACAUACCGGCGUGCAAAAGUGUCAAAUUUAUGAUGAAGGAUAUUUUAAUCGAUGACUCUGCUGAAGAGGAUUUAGUGGAUAAAGCACUCGGGGCCCUGCGUAAUAAUUUGGCGAAUAUCCGCACAUUUUUGAUAUUAUUGUGGGAGCAAUUCUUGAAUUUUCAAAGGACAUUACCAGCCUUUGAUUUAUAUGGUAAGGACUAUUGGUACAAGAGAGGCUUGCUCUUCAAGGAACUUCUCAGCCAAGCUGACUCAGAUAAAGCGCUAUCACUAUUGAAACCUCUAAACCUAACAGAUGAACAUCAUUUCUUCAUCGCGGAUACAUUUCCGUAUGUUAUAGAUUCUCCAGGAUCUUUGCAAAUAGAUCCCUCCAGCAAAUAUGUGGAAAAUGAUUAUUCUGGUCAUAUUAUAAUAUUGGUACAUGGCUACGGAGGCAAUCCAAUUACUGUCAGAGGAUUCAGAAACAAUAUAUUGACAAUAUUCAGGGGAACUAAAUGCAUUGUACCCUUGUGCAUUAAAAAUGACUAUAAUCAACCUAUAGAGAUAUUGGCGGAACGUUUGUCACAGGAGAUUGAGGAUAACCUUAGAUCACAAGAUUCUUCCUCUAUCAAAAAGAUAUCCUUUGUAACACACUCCUUGGGAGGGAUACUUGUGAGAAGUGCGCUAAAAUACAUGGCUCCAUACCUUGACAAACUUCACGCCUUCAUAACGAUUUCCACUCCUCACAUAGGCUAUCCUGUUGGACAUAGGCAGGAACUUUUUCCCACAUGCAUGUCCUUAUAUGCAUCAAUAAAAAAGGCAAAAUGUCUGAAUGAAAUGCUCAUGAAGGGCACUUCACAUUCUAAAGAAUACAGGGAUAGCUUAUUAUACAAACUCAGUCAUUACAAGUGUAUAUCCAAUUUUAAAAAGAUUGUGUUGAUUGGAGUAAAGAAUGACAAAAAGGCCUAUGCGUAUUCCGCUUUAAUAAAUGCUAGUGAAUUGAAACCAAAUGAAGUAGUGGCUUGUGAAAUGGAAGCUAAUAUUUUGGAAAAUGUAGAUUUAAAUAACUUGAAGAGGAUAAAAGUAUCGUACAAAUAUGCUAAAAAAUACCUACACGAGGCUAACAAGCAUCUUCGUAAAAUUGCCGGUAGAGGUUACUACGCACAUUCCAAUAUUAUGGAUGAGAGAAUUGUGAAUAGGAUACUUUUGGGUAUACUCUACGACACCUUUUAG